Messenger RNA from Physeter macrocephalus (sperm whale), 957 nucleotides. Its product is annotated as transmembrane protein 14C. Bases 140 to 484 code for a protein of 114 amino acids. The record is from RefSeq and is a predicted model, not a curated record. Gene Ontology annotation, cellular component: mitochondrial membrane. The transcript is spliced from 6 exons. Lineage: Eukaryota; Metazoa; Chordata; Mammalia; Artiodactyla; Physeteridae. Gene Ontology annotation, biological process: regulation of heme biosynthetic process.
GCCCCGACCCCGGACGCAGAGAAAGCGCCGCGACAUUUCCGGCAGGACUGCGAGUCCCCGCUCGUCGGCGAGUGCGGACCUUCGGGAAGGAGGUGCAGGCCUGGUGUGAUCUUCCAUUUGGACAGAGUGAAAGAGCACAAUGCAGAAGGACUCUGGCCCACUAGUGCCUUUACAUUGGAUCGGCUUUGGCUAUGCAGCACUGGUUGCUUCCGGCGGGAUCAUUGGCUAUGCAAGAGCAGGCAGUGUCCCGUCCCUGGCUGCCGGGCUCCUCUUCGGUGGAUUAGCAGGCCUCGGUGCCUAUCAGCUGUCUCAGGAUCCAAGGAACAUUUGGGUUUUCUUAGUUACAUCUGGAACCUUGGCUGCCAUUAUGGGAAUGAGAUUCUACCACUCUGGAAAAUUUAUGCCUGCAGGCUUAAUUGCAGGAGCCAGUUUGCUGAUGGUCGCCAAACUUGGAAUUAGUGCGUUGGGUAAACCCCAUCAGUAGUAGUCAUGGCCCAGCUUGGACUCGUGAAGAAUUUUAAAAUUUUCACUAUUUUUAGCGUAUUAAGAUAAAUAAGUACAGCAUUUUCACAUAUUCUGACAUUUUACUUAAAACAAAAACAAACCAAAAAAACCCAGCUUUGCAGAGAAAAAAAGUCAGUUAUUAUCAUUACAACCUUAAAGAGGUGGGUAGAGUGUAACACAAGAGCUUCUUCCUAUAGUAGAAGCAUACAGUUUGAUUCUUGUAUGUUGGUGUUGUCUGUUCUUUCUGAAUCUAUAGGUAAAAUCUCCAGGGAUAAAAUGUAAGGUGUCGCCAUUGGGGCCCCUGAAACCCUGUACCCUACUCAGAGGAACAGUGUGAAAAAGAUCUGUUAAUGAGAUUUAGGAUAGCUGUUCUUUUGCUUAUCUUAGAGCACAGACCUACUUUGAAAUUAUGUUAAGUGAAAUCAAUGAAAAUAAAGUUUACUGUAAAUAAUA